GUUCUUCUCUUCACUGCACGCUCUUGCCACUCUUCUUUUCUCUCCUGCCCGUGUUCUUCCUGCCGCCUGACCUGGCCCGCCCGCCUUUCCAGUCUGGCCGGGCGGGGGCCUGAAGCACGGCGGCUCGGGCCGUGGGACCGUGGUCACACCCUUUCCAGAAAUUCUUGGCUGGUAACCGCGAAACCGACUGGAGCAGGAGCUGGGAGAACUGGAGAAAACUGCUCUAAUCUCACUUGACUCCAGCUAGGAGCUGAUGCUGCAUCGUAAUAACAUUUGCAGAGCGCUUUCACAGGCCCUGGAGUGACUUGUCUGAGAUUCCUCCAGAACUGAGCCCUUUGUUGGAACCAUACCCCAGCCCAUGGUCCCAUGACUAGGUGGAUAGUACUCCUUGUACCUCCUGCAACCCAGAACCCUGGCUGACCACUUUGAAGGAGGAUGCUCCAGCAGUGCCUUUUACUCAUCAUCAAGAAACUCUUCCUGAUACCUAAUUUGAAUCUGUCUUGUGGUUUUUAGCUCCUUUCUUUGGGACAGUGUUGCCAGGCACUGGGCUGAGGCAGAUGUUGAGGUUGGUGCUUGCCCUCAAGGAGCUCAGAGUCUAGUGGAGUCUUGGGUAGGUAAGUGCCUGACCUCAGCAAGGUAGCAGCCAGGUGUGGGGCCUGCCAGCAUCAAGGGAGCCAUAGUAGACACCGCAGCUUGACCUUCCAGCCAUAUGGCUCCUGGAACAGGUUUGAAGGUCAAUGGCCACAAUCCGGGGUCUGAUGGCCAAGCCAGGGAGUACCUCAGAGAAGACCUGCAGGAGUUCCUGGGUGGGGAGGUCCUGCUGUACAAGCUGGAUGACCUCACCAGGGUGAAUCCUGUGACACUAGAGACAGUCCUGAGGUGCCUGCAGGCCCGGUACAUGGCAGACACAUUCUACACCAAUGCUGGCUGCACCCUGGUAGCCUUGAACCCCUUCAAGCCUGUUCCUCAGCUCUACUCGCCUGAGCUAAUGAGAGAGUACCAUGCUGCGCCUCAGCCCCAGAAACUGAAGCCCCAUGUGUUCACUGUGGGUGAACAGACCUACAGGAAUGUCAAGAGCCUGAUUGAACCAGUCAACCAGUCUAUUGUUGUCAGUGGAGAGAGUGGUGCUGGAAAGACAUGGACGUCUCGCUGCCUGAUGAAUUUCUAUGCUGUGGUGGCCGCCUCACCUGCAUCUUGGGAGAGCCACAAGAUUGCAGAGAGGAUAGAACAGAGGAUCCUGAACUCCAACCCUGUCAUGGAAGCUUUUGGGAAUGCGUGUACACUGAGGAAUAACAACAGCAGUCGCUUUGGGAAGUUCAUCCAGCUCCAGCUGAACAGGGCUCAGCAAAUGACUGGAGCCGCAGUCCAGACCUACCUCCUAGAGAAAACUCGAGUGGCCUGCCAGGCUUCCAGUGAGAGGAACUUCCACAUCUUCUAUCAGAUUUGCAAAGGAGCCAGUGAGGACGAGAGGCUCCAGUGGCACCUUCCUGAGGGAGCUGCCUUCUCCUGGCUGCCCAACCCAGAGAGGAGCUUAGAAGAGGAUUGUUUUGAGGUGACCAGAGAGGCCAUGCUCCAUUUGGGCAUUGACACCCCUACCCAGAACAACAUCUUUAAGCAGGAGGGGAUAGAUAGGAUGGCCUGGCAGUCGAGAAAGGGAGGCCACUUCAGGGAGGUAGCAAUGCAGUGGAAAGUGACCCUCACCUCCAGAUGGGGGCUGCUCAGACACUGCCAGGUCCUAGCUGGACUGCUGUACCUUGGCAAUAUCCAGUUUGCUGCCUCCGAGGAUGAAGCCCAGCCCUGCCAGCCGAUGGAUGAUGCCAAGUACUCUGUCAGGACGGCAGCCUCGCUGCUGGGGCUCCCAGAGGACAUGCUGCUGGAGAUGGUGCAGAUUAGAACCAUCAGGGCAGGCAGACAGCAGCAGGUGUUCCGGAAGCCCUGCGCCCGAGCCGAGUGUGACACCCGUAGAGACUGCCUGGCCAAACUGAUCUAUGCGCGGUUGUUUGACUGGCUAGUAUCAGUGAUCAACAGCAGCAUCUGUGCAGACACCGACUCGUGGACCACUUUCAUAGGCCUGCUGGAUGUGUAUGGAUUUGAAUCAUUCCCUGACAACAGUCUGGAACAGUUGUGCAUCAACUACGCCAAUGAGAAGCUGCAGCAGCAUUUUGUGGCUCACUACCUAAGGGCCCAGCAGGAGGAAUACGCAGUUGAGGGCCUGGAGUGGUCAUUCAUCAACUACCAGGACAACCAGCCCUGUUUGGAUCUCAUUGAGGGAAGCCCCAUCAGCAUCUGCUCCCUCAUAAAUGAGGAAUGCCGCCUCAAUCGACCCAGCAGCGCAGCCCAGCUCCAGACACGCAUUGAGACUGCCCUGGCAGGCAGUCCCUGCCUGGGCCACAAUAAGCUCAGCCGGGAGCCCAGCUUCAUUGUGGUGCAUUAUGCGGGGCCUGUGCGGUACCACACAGCAGGCCUGGUGGAGAAGAACAAGGACCCUAUCCCACCUGAGCUGACCAGGCUCCUGCAGCAAUCCCAGGACCCCCUGCUUAUGGGGCUGUUUCCUACUAACCCCAAAGAGAAGACCCAGGAGGAACCCCCUGGCCAGAGCAGGGCCCCUGUGUUGACCGUGGUGUCUAAGUUCAAGGCCUCACUGGAGCAGCUUCUGCAGGUCCUACACAGCACCACGCCCCACUACAUUCGCUGCAUCAAGCCCAACAGCCAGGGCCAGGCGCAGACCUUCCUCCAAGAGGAGGUCCUGAGCCAGCUGGAGGCCUGUGGCCUCGUGGAGACCAUCCAUAUCAGUGCUGCUGGCUUCCCCAUCCGGGUCUCUCACCAAAACUUUGUAGAACGAUACAAGUUACUAAGAAGGCUUCAUCCUCGCACAUCCUCUGGCCCCGACAGCCCAUAUCCUGCCAAAGGGCUCCCUGAAUGGUGUCCACACAGCGAGGAAGCCACGCUUGAACCUCUCAUCCAGGACAUUCUCCACACUCUGCCAGUCCUAACUCAGGCAGCAGCCAUAACUGGUGACUCGGCUGAGGCCAUGCCAGCCCCCAUGCACUGUGGCAGGACCAAGGUGUUCAUGACUGACUCCAUGCUGGAGCUUCUGGAAUGCGGGCGUGCCCGGGUGCUGGAGCAGUGUGCCCGCUGCAUCCAGGGUGGCUGGAGGCGACACCGGCACCGAGAGCAGGAGCGGCAGCGGCGGGCCGUCAUGCUCAUCCAGGCAGCCAUUCGUUCCUGGUUAACUCGGAAACACAUCCAGAGGCUGCAUGCAGCUGCCACAGUCAUCAAGCGUGCAUGGCAGAAGUGGAGAAUCAGAAUGGCCUGCCUUGCUGCUAAAGAGCUGGAUGGUGUGGAAGAAAAACACUUCUCUCAAGUUCCCUGUUCCCUGAGCACCUCGCCGCUGCAGACCAGGCUCCUGGAGGCAAUAAUCCGCCUCUGGCCCCUGGGACUGGUCCUGGCCAAUACGGCUAUGGGUGUAGGCAGCUUUCAGAGGAAAUUAGUGGUCUGGGCUUGCCUCCAGCUCCCCAGGGGCAGCCCCAGUAGCUACACUGUCCAGACAGCACAAGACCAGGCUGGUGUCACGUCCAUCCGAGCGCUGCCUCAGGGAUCGAUAAAGUUUCACUGCAGAAAGUCUCCACUGCGGUAUGCUGACAUCUGCCCUGAACCUUCGCCCUACAGCAUUACAGGCUUUAAUCAGAUUCUGCUGGAAAGACACAGGCUGAUCCACGUGACCUCUUCUGCCUUCACUGGGCUGGGGUGAUCCUUGGUGCCUUUGUUUCCACAAGGCCUUUUCCUGCCCCCUGCCUUGCCAAAGACAUUUAAUCAGCACACAGCUGCCAGACUAUUCCCACAGUGCUCCAAAUGCACAUGAACAACAGUGACGGCUCCAGCCCUCGACCCAGAGCCCCGUGCCCAGUGCGUCAGUGGGCCUGGGGUUCCAGGCUACAUCAAGCACGGAUGGUGUCAGGGCUGGUAGUUACCAAACCAGGGUUAAGAAACAUCAGGGCCACAUUUCAUUACCUUCACAGAUCAAACUCAGCAGCAGUCAUGACUGUCUGUCACUACAUUGGGGAUCCCAAUUCCACAUAAGCACUUUUGGAAGAAAACAGCCAAAGUUGGCCUAAAAUUGGCGCUGGAAUUUGGGCUGGGAAAAAUCUUGUGGUUACUUUCUUUAAAAAGGAACAAAACUUUAGUAUUUAAUUAGUUGAUCUAUUUAAUGUAAUUUCAAACAAUUAAAUUAUGAAUAAUGCAAUGUACAGUAGAAUCACGUUUUGAUUUUAUUAACACUGACCAAGUUUAACUCCAUAUGAAGUGUAAGCUUGGUAUCGUUUAUGAUGUCUAUCAACUGUACCAAAAGUAAAACAUUUAAAAACAA
Molecule: messenger RNA, 4366 nt
Organism: Pan troglodytes (chimpanzee)
Lineage: Eukaryota; Metazoa; Chordata; Mammalia; Primates; Hominidae
Gene: MYO19
Product: myosin XIX
Exons: 29
Coding region: 710-3751 (1013 amino acids)
Biological process (GO): actin filament organization
Cellular component (GO): actin cytoskeleton; membrane; myosin complex
Molecular function (GO): ATP binding; microfilament motor activity; actin filament binding
Source: RefSeq, a predicted model, not a curated record